CUGGUGUUUAGCAUUUUGGCAAUGUGUAUUUGCUUACUUUACUAUUUGGUGUUGAACUUGGUGUUCCUGAUACAUGUGUUUUGUUUUCUUUAGAUAGUCUUAUUGUUAUUUAUUCCUUUUAAAUGUUUUGAGGCAUUUUGAUUGUUAAGAUGCAGGGAUGGUCAGCAGAACCAAUUUAUAAGCAUUCAGCCUUGCACAUGACGUUAUAUGGGGAAAAGCCUGGGGAUUUGACUAUACCUUUGAGGUCAGGCUCGGAUGAAAUUUGUACUCGUAAAUAUCUCCCUCUCGCUCCUGUCUUCGCUCACAUUGUGUGUGGAAAGCCACAAUGUCCUGUACCAGUUCAAUGGUCCGAAGAAAACCUUGAUAGCAAGCACUCUUGCAAGUUAUUAGAGUUUGUGCCAGUUAGGUGUGGAUGUGCUUGGACUGUGUCUAUUUCUCAAGAGACCUUAAUGGUAGCUCUUAGUGCUUUUAUCAGCAAGACAAAGCUGAUGAUUUUAGGAUCUUCUGGACCAAGACGAUGAUCCAGGGCUUCAGGAGUCUACUAGAAGACCUUGCUUGGUUGAUAUAUGCCUGUGUGUCAGCAGAUGAUGGCGAGAUCAACUACAAUGGCGGCUAAGCAUUUCGCAUCAGUUGCUAUGAGGCUUCCUCCUCUGCCAUCCACAAGUGAUCUUGUCAGGCUCUACAAAUUGCGAGCCAUUAAGCAGCUCAGUCAGAACUUCCUGAUGGAUGCCAAAUUAACCAGCAAAAUAGUGAGAAGCAGUGGUCGUGUGAGGCACUGCCAUGUGUGUGAGGUAGGGCCUGGACCAGGAAGCAUCACGCGUAGCAUACUCGAGCAAGGGGCAGAACACUUAACUGUUAUAGAAAAAGAUCCACGAUUCUUGCCUUUGUUGGAAUUGUUACAGGAUGCAUGUGGUAAGAGACUAGACAUUCAGGUGGGAGAUGUCAUGACUUACAAUAUGGAAAAAUUGUUCCCAGAGGAUUUAGCACAGCCUUGGGAUGGUCAGCUUCCCAAGAUUCAUCUCAUUGGUAAUUUACCCUUCAACAUUGCAACCCCUCUAAUCAUCAGAUGGCUAAAGGACAUUAGCUUUCAGCAAAAUGCCUGGAGAUAUGGACGUGUGCGGAUGACACUCACUUUCCAGCGAGAAGUGGCAGAGCGCAUGAUAGCUCUUCCAGGUGGCUUACAAAGAUGUCGUCUUUCAAUUAUGUGUCAAAAUUGGUGUUCUGUGGAUCAUAAAUUUACAAUUCCUGGCAGAGCUUUUGUUCCAAAGCCGGAUGUAGAUGUGGGUGUUGUUCAUUUUGUUCCACGUAUUGAGCCACAAAUUCCUCUAGAUUUUUGGUUAGUGGAGAAGGUUGUUCGUUGCAUUUUCUCAUUCCGUCAGAAACACUCAAAAAGGGGAGCUGGUUUGCUAUUUCCACUGUCCCAUCGAGAUGAAAUGGUCAGAAAGAUGUUCACAGUCAGUGAGGUUGAUCCAACCCUAAAGCCAUUUGAGCUCACAGUCCCUGAAUUUAACAGACUCUGCCAUGCAUAUGCUGCAAUAGUUGAACAGAUACCUGCACUGGCUAGAUUCAAUGCAAGAGAACAAAAGUCAUCCAUAUGUGACUUUGAUGAUCUUUUAGAAUGUGAAAGUUAGACAACAUGAGAAAAAAAAUUGUGUUGUUCCCUAGGCAAAGAUUCUUAAUGAAGUAUUUGCUUGAUAUAGAUUCUUUGAAAUGAUAAUGUCUGCUAGUCAAAUUAUACAAUCUGUGAUGUUAUAAUCUUGUAAAUAAAUUGAGGACAAGAGAACUCAU
Penaeus vannamei (Pacific white shrimp) is the source of this 1788-nucleotide messenger RNA. The record is from RefSeq and is a predicted model, not a curated record. NCBI's taxonomy places the organism in Eukaryota, Metazoa, Arthropoda, Malacostraca, Decapoda, Penaeidae.